Molecule: messenger RNA, 999 nt
Organism: Canariomyces notabilis
Lineage: Eukaryota; Fungi; Ascomycota; Sordariomycetes; Sordariales; Chaetomiaceae
Product: alpha/beta-hydrolase
Exons: 3
Coding region: 1-999 (332 amino acids)
Biological process (GO): proteolysis
Molecular function (GO): lipase activity; serine-type peptidase activity
Source: RefSeq, a predicted model, not a curated record
AUGGCAAACCUUCGGUGGCUGGCAAACCUUCGGUGGCUUAGAGUGGUGUACAAGACACUGGGAUCUCAGGAGAUAGAUGCCGAAGUGUAUCUGCCGCAAUCGCCGAAAGGCAAGAAGGAUGCUGGAUGCCCGGUUGACAUAAUCCCAGUAAUCAACAUCCACGGAGGGGCAUUCAUGCUCGGGUCAUCGAGGAUGGUCAACAAGGACCAGGUGCAAGACUGCUUGGAAAGGGGGUGGAUCGUCGUAGUGCCGAACCAUAGACUGUGCCCCCAGGUCAACCUUCUAGAAGGCCCAAUUCAGGACUGCCGCGACCUCCUCGAUUGGAUCCAGAACGGAGGAUUGCAAAAGGCUCUGACUUCUGCCGAGUUGGGGCAUCUCGUCGACGUUAAUCACAUAUUUGCCUUUGGCACGUCCUCGGGAGGGACUCUGGCUCUUUGUUUGGGGUUUGGGGUCGCUCGUCCAGUCGCAGGCAUCUAUGACAUGUACGGGCCGUGCAACUUCUCUCAUCCCUUCUGGACGCUGAAACUGCCGCACAUCGCAGCCAAGCUUCCUCCGAAUCUGGAUCAAGAUUUCAUCAACCAGAUCUUCAACAACGACCAUGUCCCCAUCGAAGGAGGAGUCUCGCUCGAGGGCCAGGCGAACCCUACUGGAGGACCAGAUUUCUCCAACCCCCGGGUCGCGUAUGCUUUCACGCAGAUUGCCAACGGCACCGUCAUGGACGCCAUCUUCCCGACCAAGGAAUGGAACAAGGUCGACCCGCUUCGAAACGUUGGACCUCGGUUCCCGCCCACUUUCAUCGUCCAUGGCGACGAGGAUAAUAUGGUGCCUUUAGACCUGAGCAAAUCGCUACUUAAUGCAUUGGCCGAGAAUGGUGUGCAUUGUGGGCUGAGAGUUAUACCGGGGGAAGGCCAUACGUUUGCGGCCAACAUGGUGGUGGGAUCACAAACCUGGAACCUCCAACGGGAGGGGUUUGACUUCUUGGAAAGCUUGAUCAAGUGA